AUUUGUUUUAUUGUACUUCGAAGAACAGAUUCAUGGCUUCUGUUGGAAACACACUCUGUCUCCUUGCAACUUUACUUCUAAUCUACCAGAAGACAGCCACUUGCGAUUUCCUCUCUCCUCUCCUCUCUCCCAUGUUCGAAAAUAUAUGCAAACAAGUGGAGUGUGGGAAAGGAAAAUGUAAAGCACCUUCAAAUUCAACUUUUGGGUAUGAAUGUGAGUGUGAUAAUGGUUGGAAGCAGUUAGAUCAUCACCUCAAGUUUCUACCUUGCGUCACGCCCAACUGUACCUUUGAUCUAACAUGCGGUGAAGCAGGUCCUCCAACACAGCCCAAAACGCCUCCUAAUGAUAACAAUGCCUCAAUUUUCGAUGCUUGUCAUUGGAUGGAUUGUGGAGGAGGGUUUUGCAACAAGACAAAUCCGUUUCUAUACAGAUGCAAUUGCCAUGAAGGUUACAGAAAUCUUAUGAACAUCACCACACUUCCUUGUUUCAAGCAAUGUGCACUUGGAAUGGACUGCUUGAAUCUUGGGAUCCCUUUGUCGAAAGCAUCACCAUCACCUCCACCUGCUCUACCUGACAGCAGCAAGAAUCAAGCAGCAGGAUUGAAUCUAAAAGGAUCGUCGUUUUGGUUGAUAGCAUCUCUACUAUGUGUCUCUCUAUCACCAUGGAGCCUGCUCUACAUU
This is a messenger RNA of Thlaspi arvense, 680 nucleotides long. NCBI's taxonomy places the organism in Eukaryota, Viridiplantae, Streptophyta, Magnoliopsida, Brassicales, Brassicaceae. The record is from the annotation of a GenBank genome assembly.